Clupea harengus (Atlantic herring) is the source of this 3201-nucleotide messenger RNA. It is a transcript of the gene csnk2a1, whose product is annotated as casein kinase 2, alpha 1 polypeptide. The record is from RefSeq and is a predicted model, not a curated record. Gene Ontology annotation, cellular component: protein kinase CK2 complex; nucleus; cytosol. Lineage: Eukaryota; Metazoa; Chordata; Actinopteri; Clupeiformes; Clupeidae. Gene Ontology annotation, molecular function: ATP binding; protein serine/threonine kinase activity. Gene Ontology annotation, biological process: peptidyl-serine phosphorylation; regulation of cell cycle; peptidyl-threonine phosphorylation.
AAGCCAAGUCUAUUUCUCUACUACUGGUGUGAGGCCACUGAAAUGUGUCAGGGUUAUGUGUUUUGGUUGUGACUUUAGUGUACAUUUCAUCAACUUAAGUUAAUAGUACACAGCCAAGCAGUAAACACUUUACAGACUCCGCUUCUGUGUGUGCGUGUGGUUUUGGCAGUUGAAACUGACAUGACUUGCUAGAAAAAUGUCACUCUUACUAUGCUGAUUUGAAAGCGUUAUGUGUGCAUAUAACACGACUUCUACAGGUAUUUAUAUAGAAAAAAAAAACUCUUGAUCUCGUACUCAAAUUGACCUCUGAACAGUUCAUAGCUGUUUCACGCAACUCAUCUGCAGCCAGAUUUAUCAUUAAGUUAGGUCCAUAACCCUCUGGUCAAGACUUUUUUUUGAAGGCCAAAAAGGAAAUACCGGAAAUGCUACCCCGUACAACAAGCAGGCUAACCAUAGCCUGUGGUAUCGUCUACAUCUGCGGGGUCCGCCAUAUUGUCAGCCGGGAGAGGCCGAGAGGUACCCAGGAGUGAAAGAAGUGAUGACUGUUUCAAGUACUAAGCCUUGUGCCUAGACUGUUUGGAUGUCCUCUUUUGUAUCAAACAAGAUCAGUAGCCUAUGCGACUUCAUAAAGCCAUCUCACCUGCUCUCAUCUGUACCACCUGCCAUCAGUUGAUCAGAGGACGUUGCCAAGGAGCUUGUGAAAUCUCGAGUGGAACAUGUCCGGCCCUGUGCCCAGCCGCUCCCGAGUGUACCCUGAUGUAAACACACAGAGGCCCCGGGAGUACUGGGAUUAUGAGUCCCAUGUGGUUGAAUGGGGGAAUCAAGAUGACUACCAGCUGGUGCGAAAGCUUGGCCGUGGAAAAUACAGUGAAGUGUUUGAGGCUAUAAACAUUACAAACAAUGAGAAGGUUGUAGUCAAAAUUCUCAAGCCAGUAAAAAAGAAGAAAAUCAAGCGUGAAAUAAAAAUUCUUGAGAACUUACGAGGAGGUCCCAACAUCAUCACUCUUUUAGACAUUGUCAAGGAUCCUGUGUCCCGAACUCCAGCCCUGGUAUUUGAGCAUGUGAACAACACAGACUUUAAGCAAUUGUAUCAAACGUUAUCGGACUACGACAUUCGUUUCUACAUGUAUGAAAUCUUAAAGGCCCUGGAUUACUGUCACAGUAUGGGGAUCAUGCACAGAGAUGUGAAACCACACAAUGUCAUGAUCGACCAUGAGCACAGAAAGCUUCGACUGAUUGACUGGGGCUUGGCAGAAUUCUACCACCCAAACCAAGAGUACAACGUGCGGGUGGCAUCUAGGUACUUCAAAGGUCCUGAGCUUCUUGUGGACUACCAGAUGUACGACUACAGUUUGGAUAUGUGGAGUCUAGGGUGUAUGCUGGCCAGUAUGAUUUUCCGCAAAGAGCCGUUUUUCCACGGACAUGACAAUUACGAUCAGCUGGUCCGCAUUGCAAAGGUGCUGGGCACUGAGGACCUGUAUGACUACAUUGACAAAUACAACAUCGAGUUAGAUCCUCGCUUUAAUGACAUUUUGGGCAGGCACUCGCGCAAGAGAUGGGAGCGCUUUGUGCACAGUGAGAACCAGCAUCUGGUGAGCACUGAGGCCCUCGACUUCCUUGACAAGCUCCUACGCUACGACCACCAGGCGCGCCUCACGGCUCGAGAGGCUAUGGAUCAUCCUUACUUCUACCCCAUCGUGAAAGACCAGGGGCGGGGUGCUGCCACAACCAACCUGGCCGCCGGCUCCACUCCAGUCAGCUCCUCUAGCAUGAUGGCCGGCAUAACCUCCAUGACCUCCACCACACAACCCAUGGCCAACAUCGCUGGCUCUCCCGUGAUCUCCGCCCCCAACACGCUCGCUACACAGGUCCCUGCUGCCACCGGAGCGCAGCCCUGAGGGGACCCUCCCGCCCGCCCUGCCCACAGACACCCACCCUCCAACCUCGCCAUCUCAUCUCUCUUAACCUCUGAACCCCCCUAGGCACACGGACUGGCCCAGGCUCCUCUUUUGAUUAUGUUGAGAAUUUCCCCUGAAUUAGUGCUCCUUUAGCGUCACCCUCCCCUCCGUUCAGUAGUACCCAGGAUGGGGACUCAGAAGAAACAUGCUGCUGCACCCUCCUGGAUGGGUUCGAGUUCUGGGCACUCACUCUCAUAAAGACUCUAGGAACUCAAGUCCUAUGUAGACAUGACGAAGGAUAAUAACGACUCUAGGAACGCAAGUCCAAUGUAGACCUGACGAAGGAUAAUAAAAUUAAUUUUAUAUGUCCCAGACGUUCGUUCUUGUCUGCACCUAGGUGAAUCCUCUCGUUUUUUUUGUUUUGUUUUGUUUGUUUUUGUUUCUUUCUUUCUCCUGUAGUGUUUCUAUUGGGCGUUUCUACACUGUGAACCUGGACAAAAAAGCGCACAUACCACUGAACAGGAAGUGUCCCUCCCUCCCAGGCUCCAGUAGUGUGUGUGCACACCUGUGGCCCUGCAGCAGGAACACGCACACCUGGACGGGGGCCUGGCCAUGCUGUCCAUUUACUGUCAAAAAACGUGUUUGCCCACUGCUGGGCUCACAGGGUCAAUAAUAUGCCAAUUUUUGUGUUCCUUUCACCAUUGGUGUGUAUGUCUACGGGAGCGUGUGUGUGUGUGUGUGUGUGUGUGUGUUUUCUUUUUAAGGUUUUAAGAUGAUAUUUGUUACCAUGAAUUCUUUUUUUCUUUUCUUUUUUUUUGUAACAGAUUUUGUUCUAGAGAGGAUGCGAUCCAGUGCUAAGCAUUUUCUCUCAGUGUGAGAAAUAAACCCUUAAGGAGGAGAAGCACCCUUUUACAAUUUGCAUGUGGUGUAUUUACUGUAAACUGCACAGAAUGACCGACUGAACGAACGACACAAAGCAACUCUGUAGGUAUUUAACUCCAGUGCUACUACUACAUGCUUAGGCUUUCUAUAGGUUAUUAUUAUUCAUUUAAAUGGUUCUUAAAAUUGUACUUAUUUUGGUCUUGUAAUUUGUGAAAUAUUUGAUGUGGAAGAGUAGUAUUCUAGAAUGGACUGAACAAAGGUUCAACCUGCCUGUGAUCAGUGUGAGAAUUGAAAAGCUAAUGAAAUAACUUAAUGUAUUGUAAAUUAAAUCAUUUAAGGUUUGCAAUAGAUCUUUUGCAGUUAAAAUAUUUUCUUGUUUUAUAAAUCAUUUCAAUGAAAAAAAUAUAUUGUUUUAAGAAAA